CUUUACAUCUUAAAAAAAAAGAAAUUAAAAUCAGCUAAUCAUCUGCAUAAACUGUAAUUAUAUAUUGAUGAAAACGAUGUGGAAAAAAAGAAACAAAAUAGAAUUUAAAGCAGUUUAAUAGAAGCAGGUGAAGGAAGAGAAGAAAAAUGUGGAGAGUGAUAAUAAGUGUCCCUCUCCCUCAAAGUCCGCCCCCCCCCCACCGCUUUGACGUCAGAGUCUGAGAGACACAAAACAAGCUGCUCUCAGCUGAGCCUCUCACUCCUUUUCCAUCCUCACCCGCGUGCUCACCAUCAGACAAACCACUUACCUCGGACGCCACUCAGUUUUCUGCCACUCAGUGUGGAUGUGACAGCACAACUGUCUGGCAGGGACCCCCUCUUUCACUACUCAGGACUGAAACCUGCAUUUCGCUGCACGUGAGUGAUGCCUGAUUCUGGCUGAAGCUGCCAAAGAGAGCGAAAGAAGUGUUCGGACACCCCAACACCUCACCCCCGACCGGCAGAUGUGAUAGAAGAGAAGUGGAGAAAGAACGGGGGGAAACACAACCUCCACUACCCCUCCCUCCUCAUCUGGCAGAACAAUAACUGCCUUCAGUUGGAGAGGGUCAGCUUUUGUUCCCGUCUCUGCUGAAAAGAGUAAAAGAGCAGACGGACGCACUGACACACUGACCUCCUGCUGCUGCUGCUGCUGCUGCUGCUGCAAACACUGCGGACUGCGCUGAUUCCUUCAGUACUUGGACAGCUCCCGAACAACAGUCGACGGGACCGUUUUCUCCACCAUGUCUCUGACAGCUGACCGACUCAAGGCGGUUUCGUUCGGAGAACAGAAACUCCAAAUGCAGCCGCCGUGUUCGCUCCAUCCCGGGACUUCGCUGACCUUCGACUCUCAGAGCGGCACGGGCAGCCUCCACCAGCUGGAGGAAAAACAGCUGUUUGAGAAGUUUUGGGAGGGCACUUUCAAGGCGGUGGCCACCCCGAGACCGGAGAGCGUGAUCGUGGCCAGCAUCACCUCCCGAAGGAGGGUGAAUGACUCAGAAACAAAUGUCUGUCCAACUCUCAAACCUGCGGAGCAGAAGGAAGCCGACAGCCGCGUGGACACUGUGAAGAGAAAAGUCUGCGUUAAACGAAAAGGACGCAAACGCCACAGUCGUCGCAGGUUCAGGAGCCCCUCGUACGACGACGAUCUCUCUACUAGACCUAAGGUGAAGAAGAAGAAGAGAAAGUCAUUUGGCAAGAGGAAAAGAAAAAGGUCUCCGUCCCACAGCCUGUCACCUCUGAGGAAGAAAAAGAAGAAAAGGAAGAAGAGCUCCAAGAAAAGCAAGCGGCACAGAUAUUCUUCCAAGAAGUCGAAGCAUAGCUCCUCAAGUUCAAAACGUAAGAGGAAGCAUGAGCACAAAAAGAAGAAAAGCUCCCGGACUCACUCGCGGCGGAGGCGUUGCUAUCGGAGGUCAGCGUUGGACAGUUCCUCCUGUCACUCGGCCGCAGAGGACAGAAACCAUCUCCAAAAGUCUGUGGUUCAUCAGGUUUUAGGGCAGGUGUCAGGUGCAGCAGAGGAGCCCAGCAGGGAGCUCCAGCACACGGACCUGAAAUGGAGAAGUUCAAACAAAUCAGAGUGUAAAAAGACUCGCUCCAUCCUCUCCACCUGCACCGUAAGUACUGCUUCGACUCUGCGACUGGCUCACCUCCCGUUAUUCAGCUGCUCAGUCAUCGAUAUUAGUGCCUGGUGCACUGACUAA
Cynoglossus semilaevis (tongue sole) is the source of this 1735-nucleotide messenger RNA. RefSeq names its product serine/arginine repetitive matrix 4 (gene srrm4). Gene Ontology annotation, biological process: regulation of RNA splicing; mRNA processing; neuron maturation. Gene Ontology annotation, molecular function: mRNA binding. The record is from RefSeq and is a predicted model, not a curated record. Gene Ontology annotation, cellular component: nucleus. The transcript has 8 exons. The coding region runs from base 779 to 1735 and encodes 318 amino acids. Lineage: Eukaryota; Metazoa; Chordata; Actinopteri; Pleuronectiformes; Cynoglossidae.